CUUUCAAAGUCACUAAUGAAGGAAUGUGUUGUCAUUUUUCUCAGGAUUUCCACCUACAGUUUCAGGAGAACUUCACUCAGUCGUCCAUCCUUGUGUGGAGAGGAUUUAAGUUUUUCCUCUUCAAGCCUGGCAGAAUCGACAGCAGGCCUCCACCUGCAGAAACUCAGAGCAGAGUCAAACAUCCAUCAGGAUCAGACGAUGAGGAGCGGAGUGGGGCUGUGUGUGCUGGGCCUCCUGUGCCUCCACAGCUCAGUCUUUGGGCAGGAUGCAAUUGAGGUCCAGCCCGGCGUCCUGAUCUUCUGUGACGACCCAUCGGUAGAGAAGGCUGUCAACAGCGCUGUGCACAAGUUCAAUGAGAGGUUGAGCACCGGACACAAGCUGGCACUCUUUCAGAUACUAACAGCCAGCAAGUCAGAGAGUGGCUCAGACUCGGUGUACUCGCUGCAGUUCACCAGCAGGAGGAGUGACUGUCUAGCUGAGGGCAACACACCCUGGACAGACUGCAACUAUUCUCUUUUUGGACGCAGGAAGCCAAUUUCAUGCAAUGCCACAGUCUACAUGACAGAGACCAAAGCAGACACUAGAGAGGUGGACUGCCUGCUCGAUGAUUACAUCAUUCCAGAGAAAGCUUCCUGCUUGGGAUGCCCUGUGGACAUUGAUGAGAACUCAGAGGAUCUUAAGGGUCCUCUUUCCGUCUCCAUCUCCAAGUAUAACUCGAUCUCUGACUCUACUCACCUGUUCACCCUGCACAAUGUCGGCCCCGCCACCAGACAGGUGGUUGCAGGUUUCAGGUUCAAGCUGAGAUUUGAUAUGAAGAAGACCACCUGCGCCAAGGCCGAACACAAGGACCUCAAUGAUCUCUGUGUCCCUGAUGAAGAGAAUUUGGAGUUUGCUAACUGUAACUCUACAGUGGAUGUCGCACCAUGGAGACUUGAGCCCCCACAGGCCCAGAUACAGUGUGAACCAGGGGCACUACCCUCGGUGUUCACCAGGCGCCGUCCUCCUGGCUGGUCUCCACUUAGGAACAUUCUGUUGGAACGUGGCUCCCCCUCCUCAUCUCCAUCCACAGCAACCCCCUCCAAGGCUUCAGCUAAAAAAGAAUCUUCUGAGGAGGACACCACAGUCUCCAAACUGCCCGUCUUCUCUGAUGUGGCCCCGGAAGCUGUGAAUGACAACCCCUUCCACUGCCCGUCCAAGCCCUGGAAACCUUUCAAUCCAGUCGAUCUUGCGAUGCCUGCAGCUCCUACGAAGGCAACCAUAGAGGUGGCCUCCCCACAGCCUACAGCAGACUAGACAGGGCCUUCAGUAAUACAGACCUGGUGGCAUAAGGUUUUCCUCAAGAGAACCACAUUUGUAUUCAAAAUAAUCUUAUUUGUCAUGCUCUCCCAACAGAUGUUUGUUGUUUUUGGUAUUUUGUAGACUAGUCCUCAAUUAUACUGGGGUGCAUUGCAGGGAUCUUCAGGGGUGUUACGCAGAUUUAAAACUAUAAAAGCAAAAGGGUUAAGUUAAUAAAAUGACCAGUUUAGGUGGGAAAAAAGAAAAAGCAACACAUUGUUUGGCCCUGUAAUUCAUCAGAAAGCACUGGGGCGAAAAAAAGACUGAAAUGAUGAGAGCCUGAUGCUGUUAUCAUAUUAAUUGCUGGUUAAGAGAGGAAAACCGGUGUCAGUUUGAUGUCAGUUUCCUUUGAGUAAAUCAAAGUAAUGAGUGAUUACAUGCCUUCAGUGUCCAUUUAUUAAAGAUGUGAGAAAAUGGAAAAAAGCACAAUGGAAAUCUGCCACUCAAAGGGAAAAAUCUGCAAGAAAAUAAAAUUAAACUUUGUUCUGUG
This is a messenger RNA of Siniperca chuatsi (mandarin fish), 1825 nucleotides long. It is a transcript of the gene kng1, whose product is annotated as kininogen 1. Gene Ontology annotation, cellular component: blood microparticle; extracellular region. Gene Ontology annotation, biological process: negative regulation of endopeptidase activity; negative regulation of blood coagulation; positive regulation of cytosolic calcium ion concentration. NCBI's taxonomy places the organism in Eukaryota, Metazoa, Chordata, Actinopteri, Centrarchiformes, Sinipercidae. Bases 16 to 1293 code for a protein of 425 amino acids. Gene Ontology annotation, molecular function: cysteine-type endopeptidase inhibitor activity. The transcript is spliced from 10 exons. The record is from RefSeq and is a predicted model, not a curated record.